Messenger RNA from Scomber scombrus (Atlantic mackerel), 1373 nucleotides. Its product is annotated as phosphatidylinositol 4-phosphate 5-kinase-like protein 1. The record is from RefSeq and is a predicted model, not a curated record. The transcript is spliced from 6 exons. The coding region runs from base 36 to 818 and encodes 260 amino acids. Lineage: Eukaryota; Metazoa; Chordata; Actinopteri; Scombriformes; Scombridae. Gene Ontology annotation, molecular function: phosphatidylinositol kinase activity. Gene Ontology annotation, biological process: phosphatidylinositol metabolic process.
UUCUAGGUGUACACAGGAUUGUUAUUCCCAAUCAAAUGAAGAAGUACUUCAUUGUGAUGCAGAGUGUGUUUUACCCGGAUGAGAGGAUCAAUAUUAGAUUUGACAUGAAAGGCUGUGAGGUGGGCAGAUGGACUAACCCUGACACAGGAGGGGAAAACGUCAUUAAAGUGCUGAAGGACAAUAACUUUGAAGGGCAGCAUAUUGAAUUAGGUCAAGAGAAAAGCUGGUUUGCUGAUCAAAUGAAAGCGGAUGCUGCUUUCCUUCAAGAGCUGAAUGUGCUGGACUACAGUCUCCUGCUGGCCCAUCAGCCUCUGCACCAAGAUGAGCUGGAUGGGAAACACUCUUUGGCAGACCUUGUAAUUCGUACGACAAAGUCUGUGGACUUGCAAGACAGUCCCACUGGAUCGGACCCCACCAGCACUCCAUUACUGGAGCCGAGUGCAGGUCAGGUGGUACUAGAUACUACAGACUGUGGGUCAGAACAGCCACAGGGAGCAGCGGAGGCAACUGGUGAAGGGAUCCCCCUCCAGGAAAUAAACAGCCUUCCAAAAGAAACCAACACUGACUCAGAGCUGCAGGAAUUCGCCGAACAUCAUCGCCGGCUACUGCCUAACUGCAAAAAUGGCAUUCAUGUGAUAGACGGGCCAGAUCGCCGCUACUUUGUCGGCAUUAUUGACAUUUUUACUGUUUACGGUAUGAAAAAAAGACUGGAGAACAUAUGGAAAAACAUCCGCUUCCCAGGCAGAGCUUUUUCCACAGUCAGCCCCCGAAAAUACUCACGCAGGUUCUGCCAGUGGAUACAGGAACGCACUUUCUAACUAAAUGCAGAAAACAUCCAUCAUUGAUAUGCAUGGCACUUACCCAGUUCCAAGUGUCCACUGGCUGGAAAUCAAUAGGCAUAGUUCCUAAAUGUCUUUUCCAUAAGAGACUUUCUUAUGAAACUUACUUUCUCUCCAUUUUGAAAAGGCCAUACUGGUAACUGUUUUAUUAAAGGUUAUUUUUAAACAUUUGUAAGUGUGACUGUGUUGCAUGAUUUUGGAGAGAAAUAUAUUCCACUCUCUUGCCUUGUUGCCCUAAAUGAUUUAUUGAGGAUCGUAAGUGGAGUUAAUUUAUAUAGCAUCUUUCUAGUCUUCCAACCAAUCAAAGCAUUCUUACACUAAAUGCCACAUUCACCCAGAGGCUGCCAUGCAGUCAAAGCAUUAUACUUUCAUUGUGAGGACUUCUUUUAUUAAUAAGGAGCAAUAUAUUCUGCAAAGUAACUGAAGUCAAACGUUUUUUUUGUUUGAAAUUUGUUGGUUUUUGUAACAUUGUCUUUCAUAAGUGUGUGUAUCCUUACAUGCAUUUAGGGAAUUAAAAAGGGUUAAAAAGUGUCU